This is a messenger RNA of Hypoxylon trugodes, 1023 nucleotides long. RefSeq lists its product as uncharacterized. NCBI's taxonomy places the organism in Eukaryota, Fungi, Ascomycota, Sordariomycetes, Xylariales, Hypoxylaceae. Bases 1 to 1023 code for a protein of 340 amino acids. The record is from RefSeq and is a predicted model, not a curated record. The transcript has a single exon.
AUGUCGCCUCCCAAGAAGAAGCAGCGCACUCGGCAGACUCGACACCCUCUGCCGUAUUGGCGCGAUCUCCCGGCUGACUUAGGUAGCCCUAGACAGAGAUACAUCGCUCGCCACGGUCUCAGGGCGUUCCGAGCUCUUUCCUCGACUCCGGCCUCAACUUCCACCAGGGUCUCUACUCCGGCUACUACUAGUUUGUCAUCACCUCCUCUACUAGCUCCUACUCCGGCUACUACUGGUUUGUCAUCACCUCCUUUGCUGGCUCCUACCCCCGUGGGACUCUCCCAGUACAUUGAUCCGGCUCUUCUCUCGGUUUCGGCUGAGCGUAAUUCUGGAAGCGUUCAGCAGCAGAAUUAUCUUUCGCGACUUUCUGACUCCUCCGGCACAAUGGGAGCUACUCGCCAGCAGCAGGCCACUGUCACUCCGACCCCGGCACCGGGUUCUACUUCUGUAACUGUUCCUGCUUCUACCCCUGCUCCUACUUCUGCUCCUGCCUUCACCCAGCCGUCAUCGCUGGUCUGGGGUAUGUGGUCGCGCGAGCAAGACCUCCCGGACCACCCUCUCCCUGUCACGGUCUUCAGCAGUCUCGAGGACAGCAUGAGUCCCCUCUACGUGCGCAGCAACCUCGAAGCGGCACAGGAAGCCAUUGGCAUCGCAAUUGAGACCUACCGCGAGAACCUCAUGCGCGAGCUUCAGCUUCGCGGCACGCUCUUUGGUCUUCAAGUCGAGCUCCCCACGUUCAUCACUCGCCAGACCGCGCGCAGCCACAUUGAGCACCACUCUACGUACUAUUUCGACCGUGUCCAGGCCGAGAUGGCUGCUCAGCGCUUCCGUCUCGAAGUCAUGCCUACCCUGCGCGAUCCGUUCAUGGGAUACAUGGGACCGACCGACUUCGACCUCGAGCAUGCUAGAUACCGUCUUCAUACCCGUCGCCAGGCUCCUCAGAACGGCAACGGCAACGGCGCUACCGCUACCGCUCCCACCGAGCAGGAGGAGCCGGAGCAGCAAGAGCAACAGCCGGAGUAG